Messenger RNA from Candidozyma haemuli, 3420 nucleotides. RefSeq lists its product as uncharacterized. The record is from RefSeq and is a predicted model, not a curated record. The transcript has 2 exons. NCBI's taxonomy places the organism in Eukaryota, Fungi, Ascomycota, Pichiomycetes, Serinales, Metschnikowiaceae. The coding region runs from base 1 to 3420 and encodes 1139 amino acids.
AUGCCAGGCCUUUUUUCAAGAAGAAAACGUAAUGACUACCAUGGUUUCGCCAAGUACCUGGAUAUCCAGGGUUAUAAUCCCCCUCCAGUGCAACAACCUCGCUCCCAGAGUAUGAACAACGCCUCCCAGGCCGCUUUGGCGGCUUUGUCUAUCCAUAAUAAGAAUGCCCAGGAUAACCAACAUCAACAACAAUACAACCCUUCAUUGCAGGCGUACCAGGCUAGUGGAAGAGCAAACUCCCUUGCAGGAGGUCAUAGAUCCAACUCUAUGCGCUCGUACACUUACAACCCGAAACCUUCGUACCAGACUGGCCCUGCUAACACCAGAAGCUAUUCAUUGAGGUCCAAUUCGCUCAGGGGUGCUCCUCCUGUCAGAUCCAACUCGUUAUCUCAAAGACCUACUCCCGCUGCUGGUAGACAGGCUCCUUCCCAGAGAGCAAACUCCUUGACCGCAAGGCAGCCGCCGGUCGCAAGAUCUGGAUCAUUGACCCGUAGUCCUCUUAGUCAGAGAGCUGGCUCUCUCACCGGUUCCCAUAGAGGACUCAAUUCGAUGCUGGGUUUUAAUGAAGAGGAAGAGGAGUACAAUGAUGACGAUGUGAUUUCUUCUACGAAAACGACAAAGGUUGUUGAUUCCAUGGGUAGAACCUGUUCAAUCACAACUGAAACCAUCAGGACGUUGCCAGACGGCUCCAACGUUGUUGAAACAACCACCAAAAACCUUUCAAGAUCAGGUUCUCGCUCGAAUUCCAUGCGUAAUAACUCAAUGAGCUUGGCCCACUCUAAUGCUAACUAUAAUCUAAACAAGAUCGAAGAGGAUCUUCAGGAUUUUGACUACAACUACUUGGACCAGCCUCCUUCUCAGCCACCUAAGCUCAAUUUAGGUCACCAUGAACCUCAGCAGCUGCCACAAAAACAGCCACAGUCUCUUGGUCCGGCCUUUGAGGGGUCCAGACGCUCUAGUGAUUAUGGUCAACACCCUCCUCCUCCCUCGCAACAACCAUCCCAAUACCCUCAACAACAAGCAGCUCAAGGUCCAAGAGGUCGUCAUGAGGUAUCUGGAUCACCUUCGACGUCUACUUCCCCUCGCUUGAAGUCCAUCUUGAAGCAAAGUCCACAUGUGGCACAUCUCAAUCUGCCUCCCAACCCUGAAGCUGACCGUCUCAAGAACAGUCUUAGCCCUAAUGAAGAAGAUUUCAAAGAUGCUAGUGAGAAAUUGAAUUAUCACAAGAGCCCACCGUUAAAACCAACGGUGGCUUCCAACGCAUCGGGUGGAAAUUCUAUCAAGUUCUUGGAGCAGGUUGAGACUAUUCCAUAUGAGUCCAACAAUCACAAUUACGCUGAAGUACAGCGUGCUGAGGCCCUCAAGCAAGCUAAAGAAAAGCAAGAGGGUAUUAACAUGUACGAGCAGGCUAUGAAGGUUGCCAUGGCAAAGGUUUAUGGAUCCAACGACGGAGGUACUCUGGCUCUCACGCCGCCUCAGUCCCCACAAGUAAACCAGAAUCAAGACAGCAAUGGUCAAUUUGAUAAACUAGUGGACAACAAAAUUAAGAAGGAUCAAAAGAGAGAGAAGGAUGACGGUGGUGUGAGAAGCAAUUAUAUUUACGAGAACCACCACAAAGACUUUGCCAUGCAUUCUCUUCGUGGUGAGGAUGAGCCAGGUCAAACCUCAAGGAAGGAAAGAGCGAAGGAAGAGAAGAAACAACAGAAGGAUGAGGAGAAAAAGAGAAAUGAUCUUCUCAAACAAGCUCAAAAGGAAAAGAAGAAUGUCGAGAAGGAGGAGGCAAAGAGACAUAGAAAGACUUCAAAGAACCCUCUUUCCUUCCUUGGUAUUAAAAUGAGAAGAGGAAGCUCAGGUUCGAUAGCCUCCUCGUCUGCUGGUGGAGUCCGUCAAGAAAAGGGACACGAGGAAGGUCUGCAGUUCUCGUCAGAAUCUGGCAACAGAUUGACUUCUCAGCCAGUUGGAGCAAUUCAAGAAGGUCAAUCUCCUACCCAAGGACCUAAGGAUGAUGAUACUGCUGGACAAGCAAGACUGACGGGUGAUGUUCCUGCUGCAGCUUAUGACUUUCCUCCUAAGGAAACACAACGGUCUGUUGAGCCCCAGGCACAGUCUGUGAAUUACACUGCUCCUAGCGGCCCACAGCAACAGCAGGAGCAGAGUUCUAUCAACACACCCAAGACCCCUGUUGAACCCACGUUUGGUCAAUCAAUUAAUCAAAUUGCUGCUGAUUCUCCUUCAGAAGACGUUUUUACUCAACCCGAGCGUCAUGAUAUCUCCGUUCCUCCUAGAUCUCCCUUGAGAGAUGCACAUGCUGUCGAAAGGGAGAAGCAUUUGAGGUCGCUCUCUGAAGGUAGUAACAUGACUGAUUUCCUUAAUUCUGGACCGGCUGUUCAGCCACCUGCCACAUUAGGUGAGGCUGAUGAGGCAUUCCAUGACUCUAGAGAUGAUUUCAUUGAUGUUCCAGAGGAGUACGGUGGUGAGGAGGCCUUGCAGGCGGAUAAUGGUGCACCUGAUACUUUAAAUGACGAGGAAUCCUUUAAAGUGAUACAUGUUCCUGCUUCUUCACGGGAAGAGGAUAACAUUGUCGAUGAUGCAUCUCCUUCUGCUGCAAAGGCCAAUCCUACUGAGCCUGUGCCCUCUACUGCUGAAGUGCCUGAGCGUUCAACGUCCACUGAGCCCUCAGCUUCCACUGAGCCUUCUAGGGGGGCUAUUUUUGGUAGUGUUUCCCGCAAGAAGGGAGAAGAGACCACACAGGGACAAGUUUCUCAACUGGACCUUCCAACAAUUGUGUCAGGCGAGAAAGGACACCCAGUCGUUUUGGGAAGCAGUGCUCAAGAAGAGCCCACUACUACCUAUAGCACUCUUGAUCCUGGUUCUCCAACCUCAAAUAGGAGACGUGUACCAACUGCCAUAGAUGAUACCGCUACGAUAUCUUCAAGUGAAUCGGCUGUCGAUGUCCCUGUUCCAGAGAAGGAUACAGUCGCCGAACGUGCCCAGGUGAACCCUCAGAUCGCUACAACAAGCGCUGGCGCCUUGGAGCCAGAUGCUGCGGCUGAGACCCGCUUUGAUCCUAAUCAAACAUCUAUUUCUGGAACCACCGAAUCUCAACCUGCUGCUCAUGAGAAGGAAACUACCGAGAAGGAAGCUACCGGAUCAUCUAAUGUCAAUAAUGACCCAUUAGCAGCAGGAGCCAUUGCUAUUGGAACCGCAGGCUUGGAUAAGCAGCAACCUGUUCCAGACUCGCUUGGUGUUAGACAUGCCACUGAAGAAGCUCAGAAAGAGCAGCCCUCUCAUUCCUCUGGAGAGGCUACUGAAGUCUCUGUUCCUUCGCAACAAGAGAAGAACAAGAAGCCCAAGAAGCCAAAGGGCCGCAAGUUCAAGAAAAUGAUCGACAAGUACUUCAUCAGCUCCUACAGUCGCUAA